Molecule: messenger RNA, 725 nt
Organism: Photinus pyralis (common eastern firefly)
Lineage: Eukaryota; Metazoa; Arthropoda; Insecta; Coleoptera; Lampyridae
Product: endocuticle structural glycoprotein ABD-4-like
Exons: 4
Coding region: 148-561 (137 amino acids)
Cellular component (GO): chitin-based extracellular matrix
Molecular function (GO): structural constituent of chitin-based larval cuticle
Source: RefSeq, a predicted model, not a curated record
UGGCAUUACAGUAGUGUAUCGACGUAAUUAUAAUGGGGAAGUUAUGAUUGUAUGUUUUUGAUUAAACCUCAAGAAGAGUAUAAAUAGAGAAGCUUCCAUCAUCAUCGUCAGUAGUGUAGAGAAUCUAAUGUUUGAUAGAAUAUAAACAUGAACUACAUUGAGUUAAGCCUGUUCCUUGUGGGAAUCUGUAACGUUGUUAAUUCGGCACCGCAAGCGCAAACCAUAAAAAUCAUAAGUCAGUCUAGUGAGAGUGGUCCCGACGGUGGAUAUAAAUGGAGUUUCGAUACAGAGAACGGAAUAAAGGCGGAAGAAACGGGUACCUUGAAGAAGGCAUCCGGCCCGGACAAGGAAGAUGCGAUCGUGGUUCAAGGCGGCUACGGCUACAAGGAUCCCGAAGGCAACCAGAUAUCGCUGACAUACACGGCCGAUGACGAACUGGGUUUUCAACCCCAAGGCGCACAUCUACCGACACCACCACCAAGCCCACCCGCAAUACUUAGAGCUUUGGAAUGGAUACUUGCGCAUCCGUAUGACGAGACCAAAGCGAAGAAUGGCAAAUAAUUUGUAUCAAAUUUGUUAUUUAUUGUUGAACGUAACUUGUGAUCGAUUAACCUAUACAAUGUACAUAUGAAUUGUCUUAAUAAUUGCAGUUGAAAUGACGAAUAUUGCAAACGACAUUGACAUGAUUAUCAUUGCACAAAAUAAAGCAACUUGUUUAUGAAUAA